Pediculus humanus corporis (human body louse) is the source of this 318-nucleotide messenger RNA. RefSeq lists its product as uncharacterized. NCBI's taxonomy places the organism in Eukaryota, Metazoa, Arthropoda, Insecta, Psocodea, Pediculidae. The record is from RefSeq and is a predicted model, not a curated record. Gene Ontology annotation, cellular component: cytoskeleton; SCAR complex. Gene Ontology annotation, molecular function: protein kinase A regulatory subunit binding; Arp2/3 complex binding. Gene Ontology annotation, biological process: actin cytoskeleton organization; positive regulation of Arp2/3 complex-mediated actin nucleation. Bases 1 to 318 code for a protein of 105 amino acids. The transcript has 2 exons.
AUGCCGCUCGUCACGAGAACCAUCGAACCAAAAUAUUUAUCACGUAAAAGUUUGUUCGAUGAAAAUGGUAAAAGUUUAAUUAACGAUUACGAAUUGGAAGCCGUUACGAAUAACACGUUAACGAACGUAUUGAGACAGUUAGCAUCCCUUGUAUUGGUCGCGAACGACAUUUUCGAAGAUCUCGCUCGUCACCUUCAAAAUGUCUACGAAAGAAGUUGUAAACUUAAAAUUAAAAUAAACAACGUUGAAGAUAAUUUAUUGGAAUACGAUCCGAAAAAAAUAACAGUUCAAACAAAAGAAUGUUCUAGAACGUUUUAA